AUGACCACGAGCCUUCCACGGAGAGGUCCCUCUCCGUUCAACACUGCUGCAACGACGUCACAAUCAAGACCCUCCAACGGUCCCUAUACAUCCCAGCAGCCCGGUCGUACAAAGUCACGAACGGAGCAUCGGAGAAACACACCUGACGCGGAGUUGACUGAUACAUCGGGUGACAAGAACACCGUUACCUUGAUUCGCCGUGUUCUUUGUCCUGAUGCCUCCGCAUAUGGAUCGAGCGCACCGCGACCUUUGCAAGACCUCUUACCACCGCUGACCAGUUCCAACGAUGUAGAUUUGCAAUUAUACGCUCUGAUCGCAGUCAUCAUCAAGGAGUUUGUUUAUUCAUGGUACGCAAGGAUUACGCCGGAUCAUGUUUUUGUUGACGAAGUCCUGCAACUGAUCGCUCACUGUACGCGGGCCUUGGAACAAAGACUCCGGCGGGUAGAUGUUGCGCAACUCGUCCUGGACGAAGUAACUGGGUUAAUCCAAGCUCAUUUGACUGCAUACCGGAUCGCAGCACAAGGCUCCGACUUAAUUUCACUGAAGUCAUCAACUCCGGAGAUUUAUCACAAUCUACAUGCACAUCCCGCGCUUUCCCCAGUCCCAGACGUGUCGGCGGCAUCACGAAUAUCGGAACAACAGGAAAAUGAGAACGUAUACCGUCAUUUGCUAGCGCAGGGCGUGUUAGCGGUACUUCUGCCGACUGAAGAUCUAGAGAAUGUCUGUUUGCGAACACUGGUUGAAGAUGUGUUGUCUGAUUUGAUUCUGGGUAAUCAAGUCAAUGGGAGGGUAUGCGAGGGGUGGUUCAUUUGGACCGCGAUAAGCAAGGUCAUCACCGUGGUGAAACAGCGAAAUUCUGACUCAACAAUGACCGUAGGGCAGAGACUGGAUGUUGUAGCAGAUGCUAAUCGCUUGGAGCGAUUUGGUCUUUUAUCGGACGACGGAGACAGAGAUGAGAAUGCCCGGGAGUCUAAACAGUCCACAGUUUCGCAAUGGCUAUGGAAGAUACUAUAUUCGGUCUAUCUCGCAUAUUUUACGAUGCGCUUCAUAAUCGGAGGUUUACUGCAUACUGCAUUGUCCAAUCCAGAGGCAGCAACCGCAGAGAUACUACAAGCGGACCCUGUCACUACAAUAAAAACAGCAAACCAGCCAAGUCUAUGCCGCCCUGUGCUUCGCUACAGAGCUUUCAGUUUCAUAUCUCAAUUAAUGGGGGUGCCACAGAAAAUGCCAUGGCUCACUGGCUCGGCCUCGUUGGUCCAGAGCUUAAUUUUGGCAGGUCCUGGCAAAUUAGGCGAGACAGGUAGCGUUCUUGAUCGGUAA
Messenger RNA from Talaromyces stipitatus ATCC 10500, 1320 nucleotides. Its product is annotated as PXA domain protein. Bases 1 to 1320 code for a protein of 439 amino acids. Gene Ontology annotation, biological process: early endosome to late endosome transport; endosome to lysosome transport; protein targeting to lysosome. Lineage: Eukaryota; Fungi; Ascomycota; Eurotiomycetes; Eurotiales; Trichocomaceae. Gene Ontology annotation, molecular function: phosphatidylinositol binding. The record is from RefSeq and is a predicted model, not a curated record. The transcript has 2 exons. Gene Ontology annotation, cellular component: late endosome; early endosome; extrinsic component of endosome membrane.